This is a messenger RNA of Drosophila novamexicana, 3910 nucleotides long. RefSeq names its product calcium/calmodulin-dependent protein kinase kinase 2. Lineage: Eukaryota; Metazoa; Arthropoda; Insecta; Diptera; Drosophilidae. Gene Ontology annotation, biological process: positive regulation of protein kinase activity; protein phosphorylation; intracellular signal transduction. The transcript is spliced from 7 exons. Gene Ontology annotation, molecular function: ATP binding; calcium/calmodulin-dependent protein kinase activity; calmodulin binding. Bases 220 to 2412 code for a protein of 730 amino acids. Gene Ontology annotation, cellular component: cytoplasm. The record is from RefSeq and is a predicted model, not a curated record.
UCUAGAGCUAUUCAACUCAUAAUAUUAGUUGGCCUAAUGGCAUCUGUAAAAAAUACUGCGGUCUAUGAAGAUGACGUACGGAAAAUAUCGAAUGAAUACGAAAAGUGGCAUAAAAGCGGCAAUGUGAUAAUCAAAUUAAUAGCUCUUAUGGUUGAGCCCAUCACUUAUAUGCAGAAGGGUCCCGAUAAUGACUCUUUGAUUUGAAAAAAUUGGUCACAAAUGCAAAUAUGCGCACACAGUUACAUUAUGUCGGAUUUUAAUAUAACCAAUGCAGGCAAUAUAAACGUCUUAGAUCCGGGAAAAGUUUUGGAAACUGCUGAUAAAUCAUUCAGAAAGGGGCAAGAACAUUCAUACGAUAGGGAAAGUGCCGUCAGUUAUUCUUGGGAUGAUGACGACAACGAUGUUAUUACAUGCUGUGAGCACGAAAACUCUGAAACGACCAAUAAAAGAUUGCCUUUAUUGUUGGACAAUCAAUUAGAAAAAAUGCACAUUGACACUUCAGAUUUUUCCACAGGGAUAACCGAAAUUCCUGAAAGUUCUGGAGUUACGCAACUAAAUAUGCAAGAUUUUGAAGCUCAGAACUGUCAAAAAAUAAGCGCCGAUAAAACUGAUGGUAACAAUGUUGAAAACCAUGAUUGUGAUACUUAUAAAAAUUAUGUUUUGAAUGGAAGUGGUGCUUCUCAGUUACAAACAGUUCAACGGGGAAAGCCUUUACUUCCCCCCAAUUCGGUUAGUUCAACUUCAGGAAAUGAGUUGUCAUAUAUACUUCCUAGUGGUACACAAAGCACGAUUGCUAGUCCGUCUAAAUCAAAUGAAACGUGCUGCUCAAAACAAAAUCUUCCAUCCCUUUUAAAAUCGCAAUCACUUGACUUAUACAAUGGGGACUGUGCAAUAAUUAAUAUUGAUCAACACUUGCAUAACCAUCACCUUCCUAAUAUCACAGAACAUCGGUCUAUCGAGAGCCAGUUUCAACUGAUAGCCCCAAGCACCGACUUAAUGAAACAUUGUCAAGAUGAGAUCAUUGACAAGUAUGCUGGAGAAUUACGCCAACGUCCAGCACAGCGACCAAAUAUUGCAUCAACAUUAUUUCAAUCUGCAGAAUCCCGACCAAUUUAUCCAAACGUUCCAUACAGUCCAUAUGGCAGUCCGUACAGUAGUCCUCGGCCAGUUCGAUGCAGGCCUCCUUUACGUGAAUCACGUAGAAUAUCCAUUGAGAAAUCGGGAAGUUUUCUUCAGCUUAAUCAAUAUAAACUUAUGGAUCAAAUAGGUCAGGGUUCAUAUGGACUUGUAAAGUUGGCAUAUUCUGAGGAAGAUUCGACACAUUAUGCUAUGAAGAUUCUCUCUAAAAAGCGCCUACUACGACAGGCUGCUUUCAUGCGUCGUGGCCCAAAACAGACAACAUCUCCGCUGGAUCGGGUUUAUAGAGAAAUAGCAGUUUUAAAAAAACUGGACCACCCUAACGUUGUAAAAUUAGUGGAAGUUCUAGACGAUCCAAUGGAAGAUUCCCUAUAUAUGGUUUUUGAGUUAGUUAAAAAAGGAGAAGUACUUUCAAUACCUACUGAAAAGCCAUUAUCAGAGGAGCGGGCGUGGAGUGUGUUUCGAGACUGUUUACUAGGAUUAGAAUAUUUGCAUUAUCAAAAAAUUAUUCAUGCGGACCUGAAACCCGGAAAUUUACUACUGACGGAAUGUGGGCAUGUCAAAAUUGCAGAUUUAGGAGUAUGCAAUGAGUUUCUUGGAGAGGAUUCUAUAAUGACUAAUGGCUCAACAGGCGGUACACCAGCUUUUCGUGCACCCGAAACUCUCGCUUUGGGCAAGAAUGUGUACUGUGGUCGUGCAGCAGAUAUUUGGGCUUUGGGAGCAACGUUAUAUUCUUUGAUUUUUGGAAAUGUGCCAUUUAUAGCGAACUCCAUACCCAUGUUAUAUGAAAAAAUAAGAAACGAACCAGUUGUUUUUCCAGGAACACCAGAAAUAAGCAGUGAUUUGAGAAACUGCAUUGUUCGAAUGCUUAAAAAAGAUCCUGCAAAAAGAAUAACUUUGCCACAACUGAAGAUAAGUUCAUGGGUCACCAGUAGAGGGCUGUAUUCCUUACCAACGGAAGACGAGAACUGUUGUUUGGUACAAGUAGACGAAGAAGAUAUAAAUUCGGUUGUUCGCAGUAUUCCAAAGCUGGAUACUCUUAUAUUAAUCAAAACUAUGCUAAAAAAUCAUUCCUUUGGAAAUCCCUUCAUGAGGGGUAUUUCCGGUAGAGCUCCUCAACCAGGCGGUUCCAGAUUCGAAAAAUUUAUUCAAGCUGGUAGAUCAAACUCAGCACCAGGCUCGUAUUUCGUGGCAUUGAACAGAGACCCAUCAAUGGACAGUGUACUUCCAGCGUUAACUGAAAAUUGCUCUAUUCAAAAAAAUAAUGAAUUUUAAAUAAUUAAAAAACGUUAUCUAAAUAAGAACAGGGACCGAAAAUAACCAUUUAUUAUAUACAUUAUUGAAAAUUUGAUAAGAAUGCCUAAGAUGCACAAAACUAAUAGUUUUUAUUCCGUCUAUAUUGAUGAGCAAUACGCAUUUUUAAUUUAAUCACGAUAAGUCGGGAUUUCGCGAAAUUCCAUCCACAUGUGUGAAAAAAUCGCUGAAAACUUUUUUGAUUGCUAUCUAGGUUCAGAGUAUCUCCUAGUUGGAAACUUUAAACUAGAGGACUUUUACUUUUUAUUCAUUCUUAUAACAAUGUUCUGAUUGUAUAAUUUAAAGACUGGGUUGUAGCAAUUGUGUCGUAGUGCAAAUUAACAAUCAGAGAUAAUUAAUAAUUAAGUUUCAACCGUUAGUCCCAGUAAUAUACAUUCUUUAGCAGUAUCAACAGUCGAGGCCAUAUAGCCUGACCGUUUUCGCGCCUGGGUGUUUCUAUGCAAACUAAUUUUUCAGUUUUCUCGUCAUGAAACAUUGCAAAGGUCCGUCAUUCUGUUGCAGGUAGUACCUUGGCGGAACCGGCUGGAUCAAACUUUACAAAUUAGCUCCUUAGGAAGAGCCGGCUAGGUAAAAUUAUAUGUUUUUUUUUCUCAAGAUAUCUACACAGUUUUGUAAUUAUAAGCAUUACAAUGCUUCUCCCAUAUUUGGAAACCAUAAACCAUAAUUAUACAAGGGCAUUUAAUUAAAGCCUAUUUUGAGCAUUCGAUCGGCUGUUACUCAUUUUGCUUUUUGAAGCCUUCGAGCCUUUUAUAUGAUUUUCUUUGUAUCAGAAAUAGACAAGGGUAGUAUAUCAAUGGAUACUCCACCAUACUAUCGGACUUUCAAUAAUUUUUUGAAAUAUUUGUGAAAACUAAUUUAAGUCAUCUUUACACUUGCAGGUGUAAGCUGAUUUGCUAAGAUAUUAGUAAAAAUUUAUUUGAAACGUGUCUCACAGCCUUUAGAAAAUUCACCUACCCUGGGUGAAAACUACUAGUCAAAGGUCAAAGAGCUAUAUAAGAACAUAUUUUCUGAAAAUGUAUACUGCUAUUGUGAAAAUUGGCGAAAAACGUACAUUAUAUGCAACUGUUUUGCUUAUCAUACGAUCGGCAUUUGAUUAAUUUUCAAAGAUUUUUUAUGAAAUUUUAUUUAAUAUGUAUCCCUCUUGGAUGGUAAAUACAGGUCAAAGUUGUAUGAAUGUGCUUAAAACUGAUAAUCAAACUUGAGAUUGUACUGUACGGAUAAAUUUAAAAAUUCUAUGGGCGGAAAAUGGGUAAAAUAAUAACAUAAGCAAGGUAACUGUAAAGAAUCUUAAGUAAAGCAAAAUAAUUUUUUUCCGUAAGUACUCACCUUGAUUGGAUUAUUGCCAAAGGCGUUCAGUCAUGAUAGUUCUUUAAUGCUUUAUAUAUCAAUAACUAUGGUUAAAGCUUUAAAUCUCACCGUUUUUUUUAUAUGCUUUUAAGGUUUACGUAAUAAACGCUUG